AAUACGACAUUUAGCCAUGACGUCACGGGCCUAGCUUUGGUUUUUAUCAGAGUCUCUGGAAAGCUAGUGUUAGCAUCGCCAAGGAAGAGAGAGGCUGGACGUGACAAAAUAAUAUAAUGGGGAACAAAGAGGAAGUUGAUCGAACGCUUUUUAUUCGGAACUUGGAUGCAAGAGUGACAGAGGAGCUUUUAUUCGAACUGUUCUUGCAGGCAGGACCCUUGAUCAAAACAAAAAUCCCCAAAGAUGUGGAUGGCAAACAGAGGACUUUCGGUUUUGCCGUGUACAAACACGAAGUAUCGGUUCCUUAUGCCAUGCAGCUGCUCGACGGGACGUCUUUGUUCGGGAGAUCAAUACAUGUGCAGUUCCAAUCGGGUAGCAGCCAUAGCAAGAGUGCCGGGAACUUAAAUCAGACGACUAUCCCUAAUCCUCACGGCCUGAGGAUGCCACCCCAGUUCACCUCUCCUCCAUACACUCCUCCAGCCUUAAUGCAAAGGUCAUUUUCGUCCUCUGACAACAUGCAGAAGCAUUCCAUGAUGAACAGCAUGAUGGAUGACGACUUCUCCAAGCAGAGGCAUCCGUCCGCAGGGUGCGGCGGCAACUUCAGGCAGCAGGACGGCAACUCUUACCGGAACUUCUCGUCCCAAGCAGACGGCUGCAGAGGAAACCAGCGCUACCCGGAUGACAUGGGCCACCACCAUCAGCAGCACAGGAGCAACUACCAGCAGCAGAAUGCCUGGAGGAGCGGCAACCGUCACGGUGGCGGCAGGCAUCACGAUGACAGGGACGGUAACCGUGGUUACCAAGAUAGUAGGUGGAGACGGUACUGAUGCUGGGAAAAGCAUCUUUAAAAGACUCAUCAUUGUGUGGGCAUUUUAUAGCAUACUCUCAGGUCGCUUUCCACCUCACCUAAGAUUUAGUGUCUUAAUUUUUUUUAAAGUUUGUAUUUACAUUGUUUUUAAAUUUGUACUUAAGCAAGCCAAGAACAGAAAAAAAGACAUGGCUUGAACCUUUUUGUCUGCUUUUAUAUUAUAUAAUAUGAAAUAUGUAAACGGUGCUCAGAGCAGCUAUACAAUGUUCAGGUAAUUAGCAAAAAAAAAAUCUACCAGCACCACUUUUUUUCCCACAAACGUUCCUCUUUUUAAAAAAAAAAAAAUCUUGAUUUUUGUAUGGCCAACUGGGAAUGUUUUAACUGAUCAUCAUGAACAUAAAUGAUCUCUUGCUUUAA
Molecule: messenger RNA, 1225 nt
Organism: Doryrhamphus excisus (bluestripe pipefish)
Lineage: Eukaryota; Metazoa; Chordata; Actinopteri; Syngnathiformes; Syngnathidae
Gene: rbm7
Product: RNA binding motif protein 7
Biological process (GO): regulation of alternative mRNA splicing, via spliceosome
Cellular component (GO): nucleus
Molecular function (GO): single-stranded RNA binding
Source: RefSeq, a predicted model, not a curated record